Cariama cristata (Red-legged seriema) is the source of this 1863-nucleotide messenger RNA. RefSeq names its product inositol polyphosphate-5-phosphatase J (gene INPP5J). The record is from RefSeq and is a predicted model, not a curated record. Gene Ontology annotation, cellular component: plasma membrane; ruffle; cytoplasm. Lineage: Eukaryota; Metazoa; Chordata; Aves; Cariamiformes; Cariamidae. Gene Ontology annotation, biological process: negative regulation of peptidyl-serine phosphorylation; phosphatidylinositol dephosphorylation. Gene Ontology annotation, molecular function: phosphatidylinositol-4,5-bisphosphate 5-phosphatase activity; phosphatidylinositol-3,4,5-trisphosphate 5-phosphatase activity.
GUGGUCACCUGGAAUGUGGGCACAGCCAUGCCCCCGAAUGAUGUGACAUCCUUGCUGCACCUCAACACAGGAGAGACAAAUGAUGCGGACGUGAUUGCUAUUGGGCUGCAAGAGGUGAACUCUAAGAUAAACAAGCGCCUGAAGGAUGCCCUCUUCACAGAUCAGUGGAGCGAGCUCUUCAUGGAUGUGCUGAGCCCCUUCCACUUUGUCCUGGUCAGCACAGUGCGGAUGCAAGGUGUGAUCCUACUGGUAUUUGCCAAGUACUACCACCUCCCCUUCCUGCAGGACAUCCAGACAGACUGCACGAGGACGGGGCUGGGAGGCUACUGGGGCAACAAGGGUGGGGUGAGCAUUCGUCUCUCCAUCUUCGGCCACAUGGUCUGCUUCCUGAACUGCCACCUGCCAGCGCACCUGGAGAAGGCGGAGCAGCGCAAGGAGGACUUUGCCACCAUACUGCACAUGCAGCAGUUUGAGGGGCAUGCAGCCAGCGGCAUCCUGGACCAUGACCUUGUGUUCUGGUUUGGGGACCUCAACUUUCGCAUCGAGAGCCUUGACAUCCGCUUUGUGAAGUAUGCUGUCGACAGCAAUAUCCUGAGCCAGCUCUGGGAGAAGGACCAGCUGAACAUUGCCAAGAGCACCUGGCCUGUCCUCAGUGGCUUUCAGGAGGGACCCCUGAACUUCCCACCGACCUUCAAGUUCGAUGUGGGCACCAACAAGUAUGACAGCAGUGCCAAGAAGCGAAAACCUGCCUGGACUGACCGCAUCCUCUGGAAGAUCAAAUCUCCCACUGUUGGGUUUGGUGCGAGCGGACGCCGGCCCAGCCAGGGCAUCCUGUCAGUGAGCCAGCUCUGCUACUGCAGCCAUAUGGAGUAUACCAUCAGCGACCACAAGCCAGUAGCUGCCAUCUUUGCAGUGCAGUUUGCUUCCAAGGCAGACAAGCCCCCGGUUGAGAUUUAUGUGGCUGACGAAUGGAGCAGGCCUGAGCAAGCAGUUGUCAGGUACAAGAUGGCUGCUGGCUUCCACCGGAGCUCCUGGGACUGGAUAGGACUCUACCGGGUGGGCUUUCGGCAUCCUAAAGACUACGUGUCCUAUGUCUGGGCCAGGAGUGAUGAUGGAGAGCGCUGCCUAGAGAAGCAGCUGUGUGCACAGGUGAUGUUCUCGGAGGAGGCGCUGCCCAAGGGGAAGGGCGAGUACAUUCUUGGAUACUACAGCAACACCUCCAGCAGCAUUGCUGGCGUGACUGAACCCUUCCAGAUCUCCCUGCCCAGGUCAGAGGAGGGCAGCAGCCCCACGGACAGCUCGGGUAGCAGCUCAGAAGAGGAAGAUGACAGCACGCUUGUCCUGCUGGCCCCCAAAUCCCGUAGCCCCAGCCCAGGCAAGAUGAAACGGCACCGGAGCAGAAGCCCCAGCCUGGCCAAAUUCCAGGGCCAUUCAAGCCGAGACAGGGGUACAAGCCGCAGCCCGUCACCCCAGAGCCGCUGUGGUCUCCCUGGAGACAUCCCUACCAUCCACCUGCCCCAGGAGGAGCUGGGGUGUUGUGGAGCCAAAGCCAAGGAGCCAGGGCGGGCAGCUGACAGCCAGGAGGGCAGUCCCUUCUACCAGACUGUGCGUGAGCAGUGUGGCCCCCGGCGCAUCUCUGCUGACAACCCCCUGGCCAGGGCUGACCCUAGGAACCUGGGCCUGCUGCCUGCACUCCGCCUGGAGAUGAUCGACCAGGCCAUGGGCCGGCGGAGGGAGAGCGUGGACCAGGGCUAUUCCUGCCGGAGGAUGACCCCCACCAGCCCCCCAAGCUGCAGCACCUCUCCAAAGGAAGGGAGCAGCCCCCAAGAGCUGGACAGCCGUAGUUGUGCCAUGGGCCGCUGA